GCACAUUAAUUGCUACCACGUACUUCACUAGCUAGCUACCAUAGCAACAUUAUUUUAGAAAGAAACAAAAAUCAUUCACUAAUUUCACCAACAAUGGCGAGUAUUCGUGUUGUUGCUCUCUGCCUAGUUAGCUUUGGAUUCCUUGUUUGUGUGAUUGAAGGAAUUCCAAUUACUAUCACAAACAAUUGUCCAUACACUGUAUGGCCAGGAUCCCAAGCUAACCAAUAUAGUCCACAGCUACCAAAAACUGGUUUUGAAUUGUUGUCUCAAAAAUCCGAGUCAGUCGACGUCCCGGCCAAAUGGUCCGGAAAGUUUUGGGCCAGGACAGGAUGUUCGAACAAUAACGGAGUGUUCUCCUGCGCCACUGCAGACUGUGGCAACCACGUUGAAUGCAAUGGCGCUGGAGAAGCCACACCAGCAUCUUUGAUGGAAUUUACAGUAGACACCAACGGUGAUCACGAUACUUACGAUGUUAGCAAUGUUGAUGGAUUCAACAUUCCUUCUUCAAUUACACCACAAGGUGGCACCGGAACUUGUAAAGUUGCAAGUUGUCCGGCCAACAUUAAUGCUGCUUGUCCGAACGACUUGCAAUUUAAAAGUUCUGAUGGAAGUGUUGUCGGUUGUAAGAGCGCUUGUGUGGCUUUUGGUAAGCCGGAGUAUUGUUGCUCCGGGCCUCAACAUAACACAUCACAAACUUGCCCUCCAUCAAAUUACUCCCAAUUUUUCAGCAAUCAAUGCCCUAAUGCUUAUAGCUAUGCUUAUGAUGACAAUAAGGGCACUUUCACUUGUUCAAAGCCUACUGCUUAUGCUAUCAAAUUAUGUCCAUAAAUUUGUAAUUUGCUUAAUUAAUUCCUAAAUAAGAGGGACACUAUGUAUUAUUAAUAGUAUGGUUAUGCCUUAUUUUUUUCAUCACUUGGUGAAAAAUAAGUGCAUAUAUUAUAUAGAUAUACCAUUCUAGCGUGUAUGUUGGUGAAUAAAACACAAUCACACUUGUUGAUUGUAAUGGUGAUUUGUCUCAUCCAAUAAAGUUUAAUUCUUUUCUUUUC
Molecule: messenger RNA, 1046 nt
Organism: Arachis ipaensis
Lineage: Eukaryota; Viridiplantae; Streptophyta; Magnoliopsida; Fabales; Fabaceae
Product: thaumatin-like protein 1b
Source: RefSeq, a predicted model, not a curated record